Manis pentadactyla (Chinese pangolin) is the source of this 2427-nucleotide messenger RNA. Its product is annotated as histone-lysine N-methyltransferase PRDM9. Gene Ontology annotation, cellular component: nucleus. Gene Ontology annotation, biological process: positive regulation of reciprocal meiotic recombination; regulation of DNA-templated transcription. The record is from RefSeq and is a predicted model, not a curated record. Gene Ontology annotation, molecular function: recombination hotspot binding; histone H3K4 methyltransferase activity; histone H3K36 methyltransferase activity. Lineage: Eukaryota; Metazoa; Chordata; Mammalia; Pholidota; Manidae. The transcript is spliced from 10 exons. Bases 1 to 2427 code for a protein of 808 amino acids.
AUGAUUGUCAGCCUGACCCCAGUCGUGGCAUCCAGUGCUCCGCAUCUCCCUGCAACUCCUCCAGCCGUGCCCUCUGAGGACUGCCCUCAAACACCCGCAGCAGGGCCCUCCAGGCACCUUCGCCGCCUUUCCUCAGAGGGCCUGAGCUGCAGGGAACUAAAGAAACAAAAUUCAGCUCAUGUUAGGCUGGUUGUGGCCACUGAAGAUGCUCCCAUCCCACCAAUGCCCCCCCAUCUUUCCCCACUGGGUCCCCACAUCUUCCUGCCCUGGACAGGAAGACAGACCUGCAUCGGGGCAGUGGUCUGGGCUGUCACCCCCUCUCAGCACCUUCUCCCUUCACAGGCCAGAGAUGAUUUCAAAGACAUUUCCAGAUACUUCUCCAAGAAAGAAUGGACAGAGAUGGGAGACUGGGAGAAAACCCGAUACAGGAAUGUGAAAAGGAACUAUGAAGCACGGGCCGCUAUAGGUCUCAGAUCUCCUCGACAAGCUCUCACGCGUCGUCGCAGGCAGGCCACCAAGCCCCAGGUGGAUGACACUGAGGAUUCUGAUGAAGAAUGGACGCCCAGUCAGCAAGGCAAACCUUCUUGGGUGGCCUUCAGAGUGGAACGGAGUAAACACCAGAAGAUGUAUUUGAUACCCUCUGUACAUUUCUACAUUUCCUCUUCCGAGCAGGCCCAGAAACCAGUUUCCCCUCCUGGAAAAGCAAGUACCUCUGGACAUCACUCUAGAAAAAAAAUGGAACUUGUGGGAGAGGAGACUGAAGUAAAGACAUAUAACCUACGAGAAAGAAAGGGCUGUGUGUACCAAGAGGUCAGCGAGCCCCAGGAUGACGACUACCUCUAUUGUGAGAAGUGUCAGAACGUCUUCAUUGACAGUUGUGCUGCUCAUGGGCCCGCUGUGUUUAUAAAGGACACUGCAGUGGACAAGGGACAUCCCAACCGCUCAGCCCUCACUCUGCCCCCUGGGCUGAAAAUCAGACCAUCGAGCAUCCCUGAGGCUGGGCUUGGAGUGUGGAAUGAAACAUCUGAUCUGCCGUUGGGUGUGCACUUUGGCCCCUUUGAGGGCCACAUCAUAGAAGAUGAAGAGGCAGCCAACAAUGGGUAUUCCUGGCAGAUCACCACAGGGAGAAACUCCUAUUUUUACGUGGAUGGAAAGGACAAAUCUUGUGCCAAUUGGAUGAGGUAUGUAAACUGUGCCAGGUACGACGAGGAGCAGAACCUGGUGGCCUUUCAGUAUCACAAUCAGAUCUUCUACAGAACAUGCCAGGUCGUCAGGCCGGGCUGUGAACUGCUGGUCUGGUAUGGAGAUGAGUAUGGCGAGCAGCUGGGCAUCAAGCGGGGAAGCGAGUGGAAGGGAGAGCUCACAGCAGAGAGAGAACCAAAGCCAGAGAUCCAUCCCUGUGCCUCCUGCUCUCUGGCCUUCUCCAGUCAGAAAUCCCUCAGCCAGCAUGUGGAGCACUAUCACCCCUCUCAGAUCCUCCCACAAACACCUCCAGGAAAACAUCUCCAACCGGAGGAUCCCUGUCCAGGCCAACACAGCUGGAGUGACAAAACUGAAGGUCAAGAGUUCAAAGAAAGGUCCAAAACUUUGCCUAAAAGUUUAAGGCAGAAGUGGAUUUCGGGGACCUUUUCCAACCCACCCAAAGGACAAAUGGGGGGCUCCAGGACACAUAAAAUAAUGAUGGAGGCCAUCACAGGCCAGAAAGUGAAUCCAGAAGACACAGACAAAUCAUUUGUGGGGGCAGGUAUGUCAACUGGAAGAGUCAAGAACAGAGAGUGGGGUCAAGGCUGCACUGAAAGGUCAAAUCUCAUCCAACACCAGAGGACAGACACCAGAGAGAAGCCCUAUGUUUGCAGGGAGUGUGGACGGGGCUUCACGCAGACAGCACACCUCAUCCGACACGAGAGGAUACACACCGGGGAGAAGCCCUAUGUUUGUGGGGAGUGUGGGCGGGGCUUCACAGAGAAGUCAGGCCUCAUCCAACACGAAAGGAUACACACCGGAGAGAAGCCCUAUGUUUGCAAGGAGUGUGGGCGAGGCUUCACGCAGAUGGCAAACCUCAUCCAACAUGAGAGGGUACACACUGGGGAGAAGCCCUAUGUUUGCAGGGAGUGUGGGCGGGGCUUCACGCAGAGGUCACACCUCGUCGACCACAAGAGGACACACACCGGGGAGAAGCCCUAUGUUUGCAGGCAGUGUGGACGGGGCUUCACGCAGAGGUCACACCUCAUCCGACACGGGAGGACACACACCGGGGAGAAGCCCUAUGUUUGCAGGGAGUGUGGGAAGGGCUUUGCAUUCAAGUGCACUCUCAUCCAACAUGAGAGGACACACACCGGGGAGAAGCCCUAUGCUUGCAGGCAGUGUGGGCGGGGCUUCACACAGAGGGUACACCUCACCCGACACCAGAGGACACACACGGGGUAG